AUGACUUUCCCUGAACCGGCAUCGACCAGUAACUACGUUCGACUGAACGUCACCACGCCUCCCGGGCUCGAUGCUCUGACCACGUGUGUGCAACUUCACAUCUCCAACACGACAAACGGGGUGCUGUUCAGUGGUGAUCAGAUUGCAUUAACCUACUACGGACUAUUCAGGUUCUGGAUCAACGGUGCAUACAAACACGCCGGGACCAAUGAGACAAGUCUUAACCUUGACGAUGGCAGAUGCCACACAGUGUGCUACACCUGGCUGAGUCAGGAUGGCAGAUGGUCGUUCUACGUCGAUGGACAACAGGUCGGCGCCGGCUCUGGAUUGGCCACAGGUCACGUGAUCCGUACAGGCCCCGCGUGGAUUAUUGGCCAAGUGGAGGACUCAGGAGGGUUAUUUGAUGUCGACCAGGUAUACACCGGUGACAUGUCAUGCUUAAACGUGUGGGAUCGUGUGCUGUCACCGAGAGAGGCAGAUCUCACUCUGCGUAAGUGCGGACAGGGAGGCAACGUGUUGGACUGGUCCAGGGAAGCGUGGACGAUACACGGGAGCGUAUCACUCACUGACAACCAAUGUGACGCCUUCCGAUCCCCGAGCAUGUCUGCAUCGUCACAGUAUAACAACACAGAGGGGCCAGACAACGGUGUACUGGAUUUUCCGCUUUCUGGAGGUUGGGCGCCUAGAACACCUGAUCAACGCGAAUGGCUUAUGGUGGAUCUUCACAAGACGUACUUUGUAACGGCGAUUAUUACCCAGGGUAGAGAUGAACAAUUCAGUGGCCACAUGGUCACAUCGUACAGCAUCACAUAUGGCGAGCACAGUGGAGACGAGGUUACCUACAGCGAUGACGACGGACUGACGGUAACCUUCCCAGGGAAUACUGACAGAAACACCCCUGUGAGAAAUGAGCUGUCGUCCUACAGUGGCGCCAUCACCGCCCGUUACGUCAAGUUCCAUCCACUGACAUGGCGCGACUGGCCUAGCAUGCGGGCUGGAGUUGUUGCACAUUCAGCACUAGAGCCAGUGGGCCGGUGGCCUCUGAACGAACAAGAUGGCGCGAGAGAUGUUACCGGAAACGGAAAUGACGGCAUAGCUUCAGGACCUCAGGUGGUUGAAGGUCCAGGCGGUCCAGAAUCUCAAGCUUUCCUGUUCAACGGUUCCUCGCACAUUCGCAUUCUCAACGACGGUGGUUUGGACGUACGCUAUUCCUACACCAUACUAGCCCACGUCUACAUGGACCCUACAGUAGCAUCAGGACCUCUGUUCGAGUACGACUAUCAGGGGGACUUCAAUAGGGGAGUGUAUCUAUGGCAACGGAAUAAUAGCAUUCACACGGCGUAA
Molecule: messenger RNA, 1344 nt
Organism: Branchiostoma floridae (Florida lancelet)
Lineage: Eukaryota; Metazoa; Chordata; Leptocardii; Amphioxiformes; Branchiostomatidae
Product: adhesion G-protein coupled receptor G4-like
Exons: 6
Coding region: 1-1344 (447 amino acids)
Source: RefSeq, a predicted model, not a curated record